Messenger RNA from Olea europaea var. sylvestris, 1277 nucleotides. RefSeq lists its product as uncharacterized. Bases 300 to 968 code for a protein of 222 amino acids. Gene Ontology annotation, molecular function: nucleic acid binding; zinc ion binding. NCBI's taxonomy places the organism in Eukaryota, Viridiplantae, Streptophyta, Magnoliopsida, Lamiales, Oleaceae. The transcript is spliced from 2 exons. The record is from RefSeq and is a predicted model, not a curated record.
CUCUUUUGGUGUGAAAUUUAUCAGAAAAAAUUAUUCGACAUGGGAAUUUCAAUUUCGUUUGUUUGUUACGGAAAAAGAGUUAUGGGGUCAUAUAGAUGGAAAUGACCCAGCUCCUACUGAAAUUCCAAAAUUGGCUCAAUGGAAAAUUAAAGAUAAUAGAGUAAUGACGUGGAUUUUAGAAUCUGUUAAUCAGCAAAUUGUUCUCAACCUAAGGCCGUAUAAGACUGCUAAAUCUAUGUGGGAGUAUCUAAAGAAGGUAUAUAAUCUGGACAACACUGCUCGACGCUUACAAUUGGAAUAUGGCAUCGCCAAUUACACUCAGGGCGAUAUCUCCAUUCAGGAUUUUUUUUUUUUUUUUUUUGAAGUUUCAGAACCUAUGGACAGAAUUUACGGACUUGGUUUAUGUUUCAGUGCCAGAAGAAUCUCUCUCCGCUGUUCAAAAGGUUCACGAACAAAGCAAAAGAGAUCAAUUUUUAAUGAAAUUACGGGUUGAAUUUGAGGGCACUCGUUCAAAUCUGAUGAAUCAUGAUCCUUCACCUUCAUUGGAUGUAUGCUUUGGAGAAUUACUUCGUGAAGAACAAUGUCUGGCCACACAAGCUACUUUUCUACAAGAAAAAUUGAUACCUAAUGCAGUUGCUUAUAUAGCUCAUGGGAAGGGGAAUGGACGAGACAUGAGGAAAAUCCAGUGCUUCAGGUGCAAAGAAUAUGGACAUAUCGCAGCUCACUGUGUGAAGAAGACUUGCAACUAUUGCAAGAAACUGGGGCAUAGUAUUAAAGAAUGCCCUACUCGUCCUCAGAAUUGCCAGCUUAAUGCCCAUCAAGCUACAGUUGGUUCUACGUCUUCCUCCACCACUCGUAAUUCGUCUGUACUUACUCUGCAGAUGGUCCAACAAAUGAUUAUUUCAACUUUCUCAUCCCUAGGACUUCAAGGAUCAGGUGAUGGGGAAGAUAUUCGCGAAGGGGCCUAAAGUUGGUUGUCUAUUUCCUCUGCAUUUUUCUAUUCCUAGCUUUAUGUCUUUGUUUUGCACUACUGUAAACAAUAAGAAUGAAGUAUGGCACAAACGUUUAGGUCAUCCUAACUCGGUUGUUUUAUCUCAUUUGUUAAAUUCUGGUGUGUUGGGAAAUAAAGAUUAUUCCAUUUCUUUUGAUUGCUCAACUUGUAAAUUGGGCAAAGCAAGUCUCUCUCUCAUUUUCAUCUUAUGGUAGUCAUUCUGAGCACUGUUUUGAUUUGAUUCACAGUGAUGUCUCGGUUAUCUCUCAUGCUCACUAUAAAUACU